This is a messenger RNA of Setaria italica (foxtail millet), 2986 nucleotides long. Its product is annotated as GDSL esterase/lipase At1g28600. The record is from RefSeq and is a predicted model, not a curated record. NCBI's taxonomy places the organism in Eukaryota, Viridiplantae, Streptophyta, Magnoliopsida, Poales, Poaceae. Gene Ontology annotation, molecular function: hydrolase activity, acting on ester bonds. The coding region runs from base 103 to 1311 and encodes 402 amino acids. The transcript has 6 exons.
AGCCUUCUUUCCUCUCCCAAAUCAGACUUCUCCAAAAUUCAAUUCAGUUUCUUCUACGGCCGCCUCGAGCAGCGCGGCCGCGGAUCCCCGGGGAAAGAGGCCAUGGCUUCCUCUGCCCCGGGGAGAGGAGGAAGACGGCCGAUCUCACCUGCGGCGGCGGCGGCGGCUGUGGUGGUAAUGGUACUGGUUGGGGCGGAGCCGGCGGCGGCGUGCUACCAGCGCUUGUUCAGCUUCGGGGACUCGCUGGCCGACACGGGCAACUUCCGCUUCUACUACGGCAACAGCUCCGGCGAGCCCGCGCUCCGGCCACCCUACGGCGAGACGUUCUUCCGUCGCCCCACCGGGCGCUUCUCCAACGGCCGUCUCGUCCUCGACUUCAUCGCGGACACGAUGGGGCUCCCGUUCGUUCGGCCGUACCUGAGCGGGCGGCGUGCGGAGGACUUCGCGUGCGGGGCCAACUUCGCCGUGGGCGGCGCGACGGCGCUAGGCCCGGACUUCUUCCGCGACAGGGGUUUCAACAUCGGCGACGGACGGGUGCACCUCGACACGGAGAUGAAGUGGUUCCGCGACCUGCUCGAUCUUCUCUGCCCCGGCGGCCGCUCCGAUUGCUCGGACAUGAUGGGUCAAUCCCUUUUCUUGGUUGGAGAAAUUGGGGGCAAUGAUUACAACUUACCUCUUCUAUCCAGAUUACCGAUUGAGAAGAUCCGCUCCUUCACACCAAGUGUUGUUGCCAAAAUUUCUUCUACAAUCACCGAAUUAAUUGGGCUAGGAGCCAAGACUCUGGUGGUUCCGGGGAACCUCCCAAUUGGCUGUGUCCCAAGAUAUCUAUCGAUUUUUAGGAGCGAUAACAAAGAAGAUUAUGAGCCAGAGAGCGGUUGCCUCAGGUGGAUGAACGAGUUCUCCAAGUACCACAACAAGCUUCUCGUGGAGGAGCUGGAGAAACUGCGCAAGCUUCAUCCUGGUGUAUCUAUCAUCUAUGCUGACUAUUAUGGAGCUGCAAUGGAAAUUUUCCUUUUCCCUGAACGAUUUGGUAUCGAGGAACCUUUAGUGGCUUGCUGCGGUGGAGAAGGAACCCAUGGUGUGUCUCCAGCUGCAGCCUGUGGAUAUGGGGAAUACAAGGUGUGUGAUAACCCAGACAAGUAUGGCUCAUGGGAUGGCUUCCAUCCAUCGGAAGCUGCGUACAAGGCCAUUGCAAUGGGCCUCCUGCGAGGGACAUACACACAACCGUCAAUUGCUUCUACCACCAGUUCGUGUCCAAAGCUUACUGAGCUGGUCUCCUCUGUUGAAUACAAGGUUCUCUACGAUUUAUAAUUUUGUAGCUACAUUCAAUUUUUAUUGUUAAAGAAAUACAUGUGGUUAAAUACUUUUUUUGGACACAGACAGUAUGGUUAAAGAUGUAAUGAUUUUGAUAUUUUUGCCUGAUUACAGAGACGCGGUACUGUACUGCACUUCACGGCUGUUGCCCAAGUAAUUGGUUGGGUUUUGUUUUACCUUUUCUUUUUUUAGUCACCGGUUACCUUUGUCGUUCUACUGCUGCUCCCUCAAGUCGUGUCUUCUUGAUCGUUUUAGUUGUAUAUCUAUAAUAGUGCUAAGCAUCCUCUCUUCUGUAUAGUGCUAGAGCUAGCCGUUAUAAGGGGAGUAUUUACAAUUUGGCAUCCUGAUUGGAUGGUAAAAGGAUACACAUUCUUUGACCAUCUUGGCUGUCCUUAGUCCCUAUGUAUGAGGACUUAUGAGUUUGUCCAAAGUUAAACUAUACUAAGUUUGACCAAGUUUAUAUAAAAAACUAAUAAUAUUAACCAUACUAAAUGAGCAUCUAUAGAUAUUAUAGAAUAUAUUUUCAGUUUACUUAUUUGAUGUGGUAAAUGUUAAUACUUCCCUCUAUAUACCUGGUCAAAAUUAGAGUAGUUUGACUUACAACAAACUCAGAGAUACUUAUAUUUAGGGAGAAAUACUUAUAUUUAGGGACAGAGUGAGUACUUCAUUUCCACUUCUUAUUUUCUUGUAAUGGUGACGAGAAGUCUAUGCACACUAAUCAUUAUUUACGAGGCAGCUAGGAGAAAGUUCCGCACGCUACCACGCCGGGGCGUCCUCCUUCCUAUCCUAAUCGGUUAUUAAUUAUGUUCUUAAUUAGUCCCAUCACUAAUAAAGCAUGGUUGUUUUGCACUCCCGCCAAUCUCCAUCCAAAAUUCCCUCCCAAACAACCUGGCUUUCCUCGUAUCUUAUCUGUUUCACGUGAUCUGAUCCCCAAAACAGGAUUUUGUCUCCAUCUAUCUCAGUCACUAAUUUUUUUGACAAUGAUCUAAGCACAUGAAGGUAUGUAUGAACCUCAUGAUAUUUGCGACGUCUAUAUUAUACACUGCUAGUUUCUGAUCCAAUUUAUCGCUUUUUCCUAUACAUUGCACUCAUCAGACAGUGAUACUGUGAUUCUAUUGGCUAUAGGAAAUCAGUCAAAUACCGUUUCUAUAACUACUUCCACUGCAAUGGCCAGUAAUUUAACAUCCAAUGAAGUACAAGAAGAAAAUAUUGAGGAUGACAAUGAAUUUAUUACUGAGGAGGUUGAAGAUGAUUCUGAGGCCCAAGUUGCAGAGGCAGACUUGGAACCGUUGAGCCGAAGAAGGGAAUUAUUUUUGACACUAUAGGUGAUGAUUUUACCUUCUAUAGAGAUAUGCUGAAAGAAAGGGUUUCGUUGUUACAAUAAUAUAUCUCGCAGUCACUAGAGCAGCACAGGCUUGUGGAGAAUCGAAGGGUGGACCAGGCCUAGAAAAAAAACCAAACGAGUUCACCGGUUGAACCAGAAAAACCGUGAACCGGUGACCAGACGGGUUCGGCUCAAUCAAAAGAUCGGCCAUGCAAUUGGACCGGUGCGAACCUGCCGGUUUUGUAUCAAACCAGUGAACCAGUUUUUUAGUGAAUCAGUGAACAAUUCAAUGUUUGGACAUUGGUUUUGAAACUUUGGACAAUAGACUAUUAUGUUAUUUGUAUGUAA